Vitis vinifera (wine grape) is the source of this 522-nucleotide messenger RNA. RefSeq names its product protein SMALL AUXIN UP-REGULATED RNA 12. The record is from RefSeq and is a predicted model, not a curated record. Gene Ontology annotation, biological process: response to auxin. The transcript has a single exon. NCBI's taxonomy places the organism in Eukaryota, Viridiplantae, Streptophyta, Magnoliopsida, Vitales, Vitaceae. Bases 1 to 522 code for a protein of 173 amino acids.
AUGGAUUCAAAGAAGUCUAAUAAGAUCAGUGAGAUUGUUAGGCUUCAGCAGAUCCUCAAGAAGUGGAAAAAGCUUGCAAAUGCACCAAGAAACAGCAACAAAAAUGGCAGCCACAGCUCUACUUCCUCCUCCUCCAACAAUGGCAGCAAGAGCAUCAAGUUCCUCAAGAAGACUCUCUCCUUCACAGACACUAGUUCAAUGCUUUCUACCGAGGUCGUCCCAAAAGGGUUUCUGGCCGUGUGCGUGGGGAAGGAGCUGAAGAGGUUCAUCAUCCCGACAGAGUAUCUGGGUCACCAGGCAUUUGGGGUUCUGCUGAGGGAAGCCGAAGAAGAAUUCGGGUUUCAGCAGGAGGGUGUGCUCAAGAUCCCAUGUGAAGUGGCUGUGUUUGAGAAGAUCUUAGAGGUGGUGGAAGAGAAGAGAGAUCAUGUGUUUUUCCUAAAUGCAGAGAAGGAGAUGAUUGGUUGUUGCUCAUCCUCAGAUUGUGAGCUCACACCCUCUCAUCAUCCUCAAAUGUGUAGAUGA